Molecule: messenger RNA, 3770 nt
Organism: Synchiropus splendidus (mandarinfish)
Lineage: Eukaryota; Metazoa; Chordata; Actinopteri; Syngnathiformes; Callionymidae
Gene: chata
Product: choline O-acetyltransferase a
Exons: 15
Coding region: 165-2225 (686 amino acids)
Biological process (GO): acetylcholine biosynthetic process; neuromuscular synaptic transmission
Cellular component (GO): neuron projection; cytoplasm
Molecular function (GO): choline O-acetyltransferase activity
Source: RefSeq, a predicted model, not a curated record
CCUUCCUGAGCUGGCGAGUUAUUCUCUGGAACUGCGGAGGAUUGAUUAUACACCAAAAUGAGAAAGGAAGUCAAAUUCAAUGGGAUUACACUCAGAAACUUUUUGUGAUUAAAGUUCCAGAGUCUCUUCUCCGGGAAUCAAGACUGCCAUCCCUGCACGGCAACAUGCUCGGCACAGAGCCCUCCACAGGUUCAGGAGAUGGAGACAGCCUGCCCAAGCUUCCGCUGCCGGACCUGGCAGACACACUGGACCUGUACCUGAGGAGCAUGAAACACCUGCUGACAGAGGAGCAGUUCUCCAAAACCCAGAAAGCAGUGAAGCAGUUUGCAGCACCAGGAGGAGUCGGGGAGCUUCUGCAGAACAAGCUGAAAGAGAAGAGAGAGAGCAAAGCAAAUUGGGUGUACGACUACUGGUUGAACGACAUGUACCUCAACAACAGACUGGCACUGCCCGUCAACUCCAGCCCGGCCAUGGUUUUCCCGCUGCAGAACUUCAAAGCGCCCAUCGAUUCCUUGAGGUUUGCUGCUCACCUGAUCUCUGGUGUGUUGGAGUACAAGACUCUUCUGGACGCACAUGCGCUGCCAGUGGACUACGCUCGGGGUCAGCUGGCAGGAACUCCCCUCUGCAUGGAGCAGUACUACCGCCUCUUCACGUCCUACCGACUCCCAGGACACCAGAGAGACACGCUUGUGGCCCAAGAGAGUAGCGUGAUGCCAGAACCAGAACACAUCAUCGUCGCUUGUCGAAACCAGUUUUUCGUGCUGGAUGUGGUAAUCAACUUUCGGCGACUCAACGAAAGAGACCUGCUGACUCAGCUUCAGAGAAUCACCAAGAUGGCAGACGGCGACGAGGAAAAGCAGCCACCUGUCGGCCUCCUCACCUCAGACGGCCGGACAGAGUGGGCCGUGUCGCGCAGCGUGCUUAUGAGAGAGUCGACCAACAGGGACUCCUUGGACAUGAUCGAGCGUUGUCUGUGUUUGGUGUGUCUGGAUGACUCCUGUGGGGCGGAGCUUAGCGAGACCACGCGGGCUACGAUGAUGCUGCAUGGAGGUGGAGUUGCCAAAAAUGGGGGUAACCGCUGGUACGACAAGCCCAUGCAGUUAGUCGUAGGAGCAGGUGGCUGCUGCGGAGUCGUUUGUGAACAUUCGCCGUUCGAAGGAAUCGUCCUGGUGCAGUGUACAGAGUAUCUGCUCAAAUACAUGAUUGGCAGCCCGUCGAAGCUGGUCAGGGCAGCAAGUGUGAGUGAACUCCCAGCACCGAGGAGACUUCGCUGGAAGUGCACACCAGAAAUUCACAAACUUCUCAACUCCUCAGCUGAAAAACUUCAGAGGCUGGUUAAGAAUCUGGACAUGAACGUCUAUAAGUUCUGCGACUAUGGCAAGGAGUUCAUCAAGAAGCAGAAGAUGAGUCCAGAUGCCUACAUGCAGGUGGCUCUUCAGCUGGCUUACUACAGAUGUCAUGGGAGGCCAGUUUCCACCUACGAGAGCGCCUCUAUCAGAAGAUUUAAGCAAGGCAGAGUGGACAACAUCCGGUCUGCCACACCAGAAGCCUUGGACUUUGUCAGAGCGAUGAGUGGCGAGAAAUUAGGAGCAUGUGGCACAGAGAAGAUGGAGAAGCUAAAAGGCGCCAUCACAGCUCAAACCAAGUACACUAUUCUGGCCAUCACCGGGAUGGCGAUUGAUAAUCAUCUACUGGGAUUGCGUGAACUUGCUGCAGAGCUCAAGAUGGAGAAGCCAGAGAUGUUUGCAGACGAAGCCUAUCGGAUCAGUAAUCAGUUCAUCCUCUCCACAAGCCAGGUCCCCACUACAGUCGAGAUGUUCUGCUGUUACGGACCUGUGGUGCCGAAUGGAUACGGAGCGUGCUACAACCCCCAGGCAGACCACAUUAUCUUCUGCGUGUCGAGCUUCCGCGAGAGUCCGGAGACAUGUUCAGCCGAGUUUGUCAAGUGUCUGGUGCAGGGGCUGAGGGAUAUGAGGGAUUUAUGUGAUAAAUACAACACCAUCUCCAGUCCAGCCAAGCAGAGACCAGCUCAGACGCUGGAGAGCCACACACAAACGGGCAGGAAGUGGCAGAGCAAAGCACAGCCGUCUAAUCCCACCAAGAACCUGCAGACGCCGCCACAAGUCCUGAUGAGGACUCCAGACCAGACUCAAGUGGAAGCUCACACACAAACAAACUUGACAAAGGGAGGCAUCCAAGCAUGGAAAAACGGAAAUGAAAUAUAGGAGUAGGAAUGUUUUUCAAAGUCUGGUAAGAACCUGAAGUGGAUGGAGCAGAAAUAAAAUCCCAAGGAACAGUUUCACUGCAGAGUAUGAUGAGAUGGAUUAUGAAAAUUAAAUAGUUCAAUUUCAGGGAACAGUGAGAAAUAAGAAGAGAAGUAGUGAUGAGUGACAAAAUGAAAACCUUAUUAUGGGAUCAAAGUUUAAAUGAUAGGAAAGAAGCUGUGGAAGAAAUCCUAACUAAGCUAUGCAACAAUGGACGCAUCUAUUAAGCUACAUUCAACAUGAGCAAGACAAAAUUAUGCGUCAUUACUAGGUUAGAUGCCAGAUUAAUUCUUGUGGAUGUUUUAAAAUCUAUAUUAAAACCAAAGCCACCUACGUCACCUGAUAACUGAAGUGUCGUGUAACAACCAGUGUGUAUCAAUGUUUUUGUGUGUUUUUUUGCUUAUUCACCUGCAGAGGGCCCUAAAAUGAACCAGACGGUAAUUUGACGUGUUAUUGUAGUGUUUUCUAAUUUUCAGGUGCUUCAGGGAGAUACAACCGUGUCACCUGUGUCACCAGAAGAGCAAACUGUACUGUACUGUAGAAGUCAUUGUUAUUUUGCACCAAAUAGAAAUGUAUCAGGCUUUGAUUUGUUUAUCUGGCCGUGGUCAGUGUGUUCUCGUUUGCUUCCAGUGACAGACACACACUUGUUACCCGUGUGCCUGUCAACCAGGGUAAAGUAGGUGUCAUGUGACUAUGAUGAUGAGUGACAGAUACUCUCGUGAUGUGUCAACAUGUAAAUUGCACGCUGCUAUCAGAGAUAGAUGAUGCGACGUCUUAAACCCACCUCUUCCUGAAUCAUCUGUUCCCAAAGUGUAUUUCUGUCGACUAUCAUUGCACACACUAGUAGAAUGAGUAAAGAGAAACAUAUUUAUUUGAUUUAAAUUUCAUAAAUGACAUGUAUUUGUAAAUGAUUAUGCAGAGUAUUUGUUUUUUAUUUUUGCAUCAUACAGCUAAGCGUGAAUGUAUAUCAUAAGAGAGGUGUUUUCAAUGUGAAAAAAAUAAUCUGAAAGGUGUAAUAAAUAUGAAUAUAAGGACAACAUUUUUUGACAUUUUUGCUUUCAUAUUAAUGGAAGACAGAAGUAAUUCAUUUCACAUUCACGAUAUAGUACCAUGGUCAUUGAUAACAUGAGUGGCAUGUAAAAGUGCUAUUAAUAUGUUAGACAUAUUUCUUAUUUAUAUGUAUAGAUUUAAAUCAUCACUUAACUUAUCACUUGCGAGUUGGCAGGUUGAAGACGUCGCUCCGCAGCUCAAAUAAUCUGGCAAAUUUAGCAGACUCUCAUUUGCACCCACAAUGGAGCAGUUAUCACUCGGCUUGGGCUUCUGUCUAUUCCACUAUUGUCUCCUCUGAUCUGCUGGAAAACACUAAACAAAGAUGUCAUCACAGGUGUUGGAAAUACUGUACUUCAAAACAAAGACAUCAAGUGCCAAGCAUACAAAACUUCAAAUUAAAGGAUGUAGUACAAAUGAAAACAUCAUUAUUGUGCUUAUAUGGCUUCUUCUUUAACU